Molecule: messenger RNA, 1757 nt
Organism: Ostrinia nubilalis (European corn borer)
Lineage: Eukaryota; Metazoa; Arthropoda; Insecta; Lepidoptera; Crambidae
Product: limbic system-associated membrane protein-like
Exons: 10
Coding region: 375-1520 (381 amino acids)
Cellular component (GO): neuron projection
Source: RefSeq, a predicted model, not a curated record
GCUACGGGGCGGACGUUCGUAGCGUUUUCGCUGUAUCGCUCCACGGUGUUUGCGAUGUAUGGAGUUGUAACUUAUAAUUUGUGAAAGCAAAUAGUGAAAAUUUGGAACUGAAAUGAACACUCAAUAUUCAGAAUAACCGAUAAUCACUCGUACUACUAUUAUUGAUUUGUUCUACGGUGAAUCAAAUGAAGCCCUCGUAGAACAAAUGAAACUGCACUAAAACAAAUGAAACUGCACUAAAACAAAUGAAACUGCACUAAAACAAAUGCAGCUGCAAUUUAACAAAUGAACGUCCAGUGCGUCCGAUGAAUUCGCGAUGGCUCAGUGAUAGACUGAAAAUGUACUCUUUUGGAUAAAUACGGAAAUAGGCUAGGAUGUGGAUCGAACGGACUUGUUUUUGGUUGCUGCAGGCUAUAGCUUUGUUACCCACGAUGGCCAUGAAAGACUCGCAAAUGACUACCAAAAAGUUUUUGGAGGAGCCAGAGUUUGAGCGGCCGAUUGGGAACCACACCUUCUUUCUUGGGAGAGAGGCAGUGCUUGGUUGUGCUGUGACUAACCUGGGGAAGCACAAAGUGGGCUGGCUCCGCGCCGAAGAUCAGACAGUGCUGACGAUGCACGAGCGAGCAGUUCUCGGGGCCAGGUACUCGGUCAACCUGGACGCCCCUAGAACCUGGCAGCUGAGGAUCAGGCCUCUUCGGGCUGAGGACCGAGGCUGCUAUAUGUGCCAGAUCAACACACAGCCUAGCAUGAAGUGGCAGAUCGGCUGCAUCGAUGUUUAUGUGCCCCCUGACAUCAUAAGCGACGACACAUCAUCAGACGUCUCCGUCCAGGAGUUGGAGAACGCCACCCUCACCUGCAAAGCCACGGGCCACCCUCCUCCGAAGAUCACUUGGAGGAGGGAAGACCACGAGCCUAUACUGCUGAAGAAGCCACUGUCAAGAGAGUUUGAUAAAGUGGAGAGCUACGUGGGAAGCUCCCUGCCCCUCUGGCGGGUGGACCGGCGGCAAAUGGGCGCGUUCCUCUGCAUCGCCUCCAACGACGUCCCUCCCGCCGUCAGCAAGAGGAUCAUACUUUUAGUCAACUUUGCCCCUACUGUAAAAGUGCCAAACCAGCUGCUCGGAGCGCCUCUGGGCACGGACGUGAAGCUGAAGUGUUACGUGGAAGCUUACCCCAACACGAUCAACUACUGGAUCAAGAACAGGGGGGAGAUGCUUCUAGAUGGACCCAAGUACACUAUCCGGGAAGAGAAGUCGUCAUACAAGGUGUCCAUGUGGCUGACCAUCAGGCAAUUCUCCAAAAGCGACAUCGGGACUUACAACUGCGUGAGCACCAACUCUCUAGGAAAAAGCGAGGGAACUCUUAGACUAUAUGAAAUAAAACUGAAUUCAUACUCAGAAGACUUCAGCAAUCAAAUCAGCGUAGCUGGAGGACUGACCGAACCGGCUAAGGGGAACUCUGCAAACAGCCAAGCCAUCUGGACGUUGUUAUUAUUAACGACAUACUUGUUCAUAUUCACGUAGUUUACAUAACGACAUGUAAAUAAAUGUUAAGAUCGUUUUAUGCUUUAAAAGUGGAACGUAAUUCAAUUACAUGUUUCAAUUGUUGUAAAUAUUAGACUAAGGAUGUUCAUUGUAAAUUAAAGUACACAACGAUGUAGAUAUCCUGAUUAUUAGUUCGUGUAACCGAUGUUUCGCUUAGAACCGCCAAAAUGGAAGUAUUGUUUACAUUUUUGUGUGUAAACUCAUCGCUCGAUUAUA